AUGUAUUCAGCGAUUUGGAUGGAAGGUCCUCGAUGGAUUUGGGUUGAAAUGGCUGACCAAUGGAUACGUAACGGGCCCAUAAAGGUCGCACUUAAAAGAUUUAAUAACUCGCAAAACUUAAGCGCAGACUAUUUUAAUCAAGUCA
Molecule: messenger RNA, 145 nt
Organism: Funneliformis caledonium
Lineage: Eukaryota; Fungi; Glomeromycota; Glomeromycetes; Glomerales; Glomeraceae
Source: the annotation of a GenBank genome assembly